AUGGUGGAGGUUGAGAUCUGGGUGAACAGUUUCGGCCCCCUCGACAAUUCCAACAUGGACUACCCGGUGAAUUUAUACCUGCGCGAGAGAUGGUUCGAUCCAAGGCUGAGCCUGCUUCGUCAGGGCGUUAACGAAACGUUCGUUAUCAACGGUGGAGACAUCGCCGGCCAGCUGUGGAAGCCCGAUCUCAUAUUUGUCAACGUAAAGGCAGCCCGGGUGCAAGAGAUCACCGUGCCCACCUGCCUCGUCCGGAUAUUCCCCGAUGGCCACAUCCUCUACAGCGUACGGCUGGACCUUCGACUGUCGUGCACAUUGGACUUCCAGCUUUACCCCUUCGACACGCAGAAAUGUCACAUCAUUAUGCGACCAUACGCGUACACAGAGAACGAGAUCACCCUGAUCUGGAAGGAGGACAACCCGGCGACACUCACGCACCCGCUCACUCUCUCCGAGUUCAUGCUCGUCGACAGCUACAACACCACAUUCAUCCAACAGCUGCCAACAGGGAACUUCACGGUUCUCCAGUACACGUUUGUACUACGACGUCUGCGUGGAUACCACCUCAUUUACGUGUACCUACCCAGCAGUCUGAUUGUUUGUGCAUCGUGGAUUUGCCUCUGGCUAAAGGUGGAGAUACCUCAAGCCCGAGUGGCCCUGGGAGCGGUGACGAUGCUGACGCUCGUGUCUCUGGCGAGCAGCGUUCGCACCACCAUACCGCGGGUGGCGUACGUGAAGGCCAUCGACGUGUGGUACGCCACCUGCAUCAUGUUCGUCUUCGCCUUGCUAAGCGUGGCCACCUGCACACACUACCUUGUACGGGUGCGCCUCAGGCCGCUCUGCGUGCGACGCGUGGACCAUUGGGUCGUCGACAUCUAUCAGAGGCUGAUUUAUGGACGCCGCACAGACCCGUUCCUGCUGACUAUGGACAAGGAUCACAAGCUGGAAUGGCAUCGCAAAGUCAAAAUGUCUCAAGCUUUUGAAAGGGUGGCCCGAUACAUGUUUCCCAUUAUGUUUGGGUUCUUCAACAUUGUCUACUGGUCUUUCUACGUUGAGAGGUCCUAUUAUCCCUGA
Molecule: messenger RNA, 1071 nt
Organism: Rhipicephalus microplus (southern cattle tick)
Lineage: Eukaryota; Metazoa; Arthropoda; Arachnida; Ixodida; Ixodidae
Product: glycine receptor subunit alpha-2
Biological process (GO): monoatomic ion transmembrane transport
Cellular component (GO): membrane
Molecular function (GO): transmembrane signaling receptor activity; extracellular ligand-gated monoatomic ion channel activity
Source: RefSeq, a predicted model, not a curated record